UACAACAUUACUGGGAACGUCUUCUGGUAAUAAAAAAUUUUGGGAGAGUAAAAAGCGAGUACGAUUUGCCCUGAGGAAAAGAACACUGUUCCUUGGUUUGGCAGUGUGAUGAGACAUAUGUUCAGACACGCGUUGCUGAACGACUCGUUUCCAGUCACUAAGAUCCUCACACUUUCACUUUCACUCACUUUCACCUGUAUAAAUGCACCUGUGUUUUAGCAGCUUCUGCACACUUACCUGCACAGGUGAAGAAGAAGAAGAAGCAGAGACAGCAGACAUCCUGAGCUCACAGACAAAAACAAAAAUGUCAUCUUCUAGAAGAAUCCAGGCUUUGCUCCUGCUUACUGUCCUACUCACUGCUGCAACAGCCGAGGUGGUGGUAGACUGCUGCCUCAGCACCACCGACAAGUUCUUCCCUCUGAUCCGCAUUGAGAGCUACAAACUCCAGGAGGCAGGCCAGGGCUGUGACAUCAGUGCCACUGUGUUCAUCACAAAGACAGAGAAGACGGUGUGUAUUGUCCAUCCCACUGAAGAGAACAAGAAGACCAAGUGGGUCCAGACUCACAUCGAAUACCUGGAGAAGAAAAAGAAGAAGGCAGAGAAGAGCAGCUGAGCAAGAGGUGUGACCUUUGCAUUCUGGGAAAACAUGGCCAGAUGACCAAAGCUGGAUCUGAUAUCAAGGAUCUGUCUCUGCUCUGACACUGAUGCUGAAUUACUGCAGAUAAACACUCUGUGAUGUACAGAUAUGUGUUCUAUAUUGUAUUUUAUUCUUCUAAAGAGUUUCUGUUUUUUUAUGUAACCAAAAUUUGACUGUGACUCAGUUUAAUGACUUCAUUGUACAAAAAGUGACUAGAUGGGCUGCUUGAAAUAAACACUGACAUAUUUGAAUUUUUAAAAAAGUGUUGUGUUGUCUUCAUCAUCUUUAUCAAACUAUUCAUCUGGACAGCAGCUCGAGUAUUAUGGUGAAGCAGUUUGGCCAAAAACCUGCAAAAAAAGUUAGAAAAUUAUUUAAAAACCAAGCGUUAGAUAAACAACAGCCUUAUGACUUACUCAUUUACUAUAACCAGUUAAUCCAGGAGGGAAAUUAUUCUCUGGUGGCUAAGGAAACAGUCGUGGUUCCAGAAAGCUGCAGGUUUAAAUCCACCAGCCACCAAUUGCACCAACCACGGCACCAUCCCCACACACUGCAUCUCAGGUGCCCAGCAUGAGCUGCCAACUACCCACUAUGGUAAUGGUCCAAUAGUGGAGGACACACCUUAUUGUGUGCAAUGACAAAUAAACCUUAAAUCUUUACUGUGAGUGGUUGGA
Cynoglossus semilaevis (tongue sole) is the source of this 1308-nucleotide messenger RNA. RefSeq names its product eotaxin-like. Gene Ontology annotation, cellular component: extracellular region. Gene Ontology annotation, molecular function: chemokine activity. The record is from RefSeq and is a predicted model, not a curated record. Bases 203 to 613 code for a protein of 136 amino acids. The transcript has 3 exons. Lineage: Eukaryota; Metazoa; Chordata; Actinopteri; Pleuronectiformes; Cynoglossidae. Gene Ontology annotation, biological process: immune response.